Messenger RNA from Suncus etruscus (white-toothed pygmy shrew), 690 nucleotides. RefSeq names its product pro-melanin concentrating hormone (gene PMCH). The coding region runs from base 1 to 498 and encodes 165 amino acids. The transcript is spliced from 3 exons. Gene Ontology annotation, molecular function: type 1 melanin-concentrating hormone receptor binding; melanin-concentrating hormone activity. Gene Ontology annotation, biological process: chemical synaptic transmission; behavior. The record is from RefSeq and is a predicted model, not a curated record. NCBI's taxonomy places the organism in Eukaryota, Metazoa, Chordata, Mammalia, Eulipotyphla, Soricidae.
AUGGCAAAAAUGAAUCUCUCUUCCUACAUGUUGAUACUAACUUUUUCUUUGCUUUCUCAUGGCAUUUUAUUUUCAGCAUCCAAGUCCAUAAGAGGUAUAGAAGACGACAUGGUAUUUAAUACAUUUAGGCUAGGAAAAGCUUUACAGAAGGAAGAUAAUGCAGAAAAAUCUGUAGUUGCCCCUUCUCUGGAACAAUAUAAAAGUGAUGAGACCAGUUUCAUGAAUGACGAGGAAAACAAAAACUCAAAGAAUGCAGGUGCCAAGCACAAUUUCUUAAAUCAUGGUCUGCCACUGAAUCUCGCUAUAAAACCUUACCUUGCACUAAAAGAAUCUGUAGCUUUUCCAGCGGAGAAUGGAGUUCAGAAUAUUGAAUUAACACCAGAAAAGAGAGAAAUUGGGGAAGAAGAAAACUCAGCUAAAUUUCCUAUAGGAAGGAGAGAUUUUGACAUGCUCAGGUGUAUGCUGGGAAGAGUCUAUCGACCUUGUUGGCAAGUCUAGUAUCUAUUGGUCCACAUCAUCUUUUAAGAAGAAAACAAAAUCAUUUAGUUGUCUUUUAGAGAAAAACCCUUAAAGUUACUAUGAUUUGUAUUAUUUUAAAUGUCUAUUUACAAAGAAAGUUUUAAAAUAUGUCUUAUCUUAAUUAAUGAUACAUUUCAUUUGUCCAUUAAACUGAAUAUUCUGCAUAACUAA